Molecule: messenger RNA, 1716 nt
Organism: Lentinula edodes (shiitake mushroom)
Lineage: Eukaryota; Fungi; Basidiomycota; Agaricomycetes; Agaricales; Omphalotaceae
Exons: 5
Coding region: 1-1716 (571 amino acids)
Source: RefSeq, a predicted model, not a curated record
AUGAAUGCUCUGCGUUCAACCUUAUCCGAACUGGCAUCACAGGCAGAUGCUCUGCAGUCUGCAGAGGAUUUUUCUUAUGUCGGGGUAACGGAUGAUCUCAGCACUCCCAGUUUCACUCAUGGAGACACUUCCACCUCAAGAAGUGGUUCAGAAACCUCGCAACAGCCUUUCAGCACGCCCCUUGGAUUUCUCCAAGCUGCUUUUCCUGAAUUACAGACCCAGAAGCUUGAUCGCGCGCUUCUGGAUGCCAAAAUGGACGAUGAUGUGGACCUUAAUAUGUGGGAUAUAGUAUCUCGCCUUUUGAGCGAGGAACUGAUUCAAGAGAUGGAAGAACGUGGUCUGGAUGGGCUGGAUGAUGCUAACGAUUACCCUGCGGAGAUAGAAGCUUCCUGGGAGACAGUCGGCAAAACACGUUCUGUCAAUAACGAAAGGCGAAAGAAGAAACAAGGGAACUCCCGACAUAAGAUUGCUUUGGUGGACAUCCGCCAACAACAUCACUCGAAAUCCACCGAUUAUACUUCCCCGAACCAUCCUCAAUCAUUCCCAGCGCCGGAUCCAUGGACACAAAUAUACUCGCUUUCUACACAUUUAGCAACACUUCUAGCUCCUCAUGACGCAUCUUUCUUCACAUCUUAUUUCCAUUCCCCUAAAUAUUCAACACCGUAUAUUGCGCUUGUGGAAGCCCUUCAGGAAAUCUCGAAGAAACGACCUACGGAUGUUGACCUAGAGCCUCUCAUUAUAUCAUUAUUAGAUAUACUUUUGCCUUUAUACGAAGACUUGGACCCCGAGCAACGGUCCCGUCUGGUUUCGGAUAUCGAACUCUCGCUCAGCGCUACACAGGGCCAUGCGGACGAGGCUCUGGACCUGGUUAAACUUUUGCGUGACCUCGACGAAGAUUCAUCUUCCGGAUAUCUCGAAAUGGGUAUCUAUCACCAACCUAUAGCGUCUAAACCCCCUUCGAAUGACAUCCGUCCAAGUGGGACACUACUAUCGCAAGCUUCUUCGCGAAAAUCUCAACUCCCGUCCGGUCCGCCCGAGAUACCGUCUCCGCCCUUGUUGAAAAAUAAUGCUACCCCAACGCGCUCAGGGAACCAAGCAAGUCCUUAUCAGUGGCAAGUUGUACCCAAGCGCAAAACUCGUAAAACACCUCACCCACUAGCGCUUUUCAUUCCCGCCUAUUCGAGGGAUGUGAACGGCAUAAAAGUACGUGGAUCUGGGAAUGGUUUCGGUAAAGGAGGCAAAGGCGAUGUAGGAGAAUUAAGGAAAAGAAUUGGAGAUAGUGUGAGGAAGCGGGAUGAAAUGUUGCGGGAAGCUUCGCGGAUGUGGCAGAAGGGAAACGCGAAAUCCAGAGGCGGGGAGGUUGCACUAUAUUUUGCAGACAGGGCAAGGCAAUUCCAGGAACUUGCUAAAAAAGAUGCUCUGGAGGCUGCAAGGAUGAUGGUCGAAUCGAAACGACUUUCUUCGCAAGAGCGAGAUGCCAUAGAUUUGCAUGGAACAACAGCUUGCGAAGCUAUCAUCAUCGUUUCUGAGAAUUUGGCCUCCUCGGGAUGUUCAUCCACAAAACCUUUGAAAAUAAUCACAGGGCGAGGUACACAUUCUGCUAACAAUAUCAGCGUCCUGAAGCCUGCUUUACGCAAGGCUCUUGUUGAAGAUGGAUGGCUUGUAAGCACUUGGGACGGUGGUCUUAUUGUAAGAGGAAAGCGUGGACUUUCCUGA